UGGUUCCUAAGUUGUAAAAACAAAAUUAUAUUUAAAAAAAAAUUGACGAAGUGAAUAACGUCUUCAAUGCAAACUUAGCCAGAAUUUCGAACUUAGGUGAACUGACCAACGCAGCUGGCGAUGUAACAAUAAACUUAACAGAAACACUUAUCCAUUUUACCAACAGUGCAAUGCAUUUCUUGCACAACAAUUUUAACUCUACCUUAGAUUCUCGUACUGCAAUUAUGGCUCAAAUGAUAUCUCUCGCUUCUCCAGCAAGAAUGCUUUUUGGGUGGCUUAAACAGCAAUAUCAAUUAGCCUCUUUCAAGAUAACCGACAGUGCUCUAAAGGAAUUAUUACAAAACCUGUCGUAUCGAAAUGACACCAUUAUAAAGGCCACUUCAAAAUCUUCCUUUGAAAACGUUGAUGGAAUGGAUGAUAACGGAAUGCGGCGAGAGGAACAUGCUCCACAAUUAACGACAUCUGCGAUGAUUAAAGUUUACGUUUUAUCUUUUAUGGCUCUUUUCUCAUUGGUUGGCAAUAUCUUGACCAUGUGGAAUAUUUUCAAGACACGCAUUUCACGUCGAACCUCGCGACAAAACUGGAGUGCUAUUUAUUUUCUUAUAUUCCAUCUAUCAAUUGCUGACCUUUUAGUGACCGGAUUUUGUAUAAUUGGUGAGGCUGCCUGGUGUUAUACGGUGGCAUGGGCGGCAGGUAAUUUAAGCUGCAAACUUGUGAAAUUUUUUCAAAUGUUCAGUUUAUAUGUGUCGACCUACAUUUUGGUGUUAAUUGGGGUCGAUCGUUGGAUUGCUGUUAAAUAUCCGAUAAAAUCAUUGAGUAUGGCAAAAAGAUGUCAUCGUUUGUUGGGAAGCAUAUAUGGACUUUCGUUUUUCUUAAGCUUGCCACAGUUUUUCAUAUUUCAUACCGCUCGUGGUCCCUUUAUUGAAGAGUUUUAUCAAUGCGUUACGCAUGGAUUUUACACCGCAGCGUGGCAAGAGCAAUUUUACACGACUUUCACAUUGAUAUUUACAUUUAUUUUACCGCUCGGCACUCUGUUUUGUACCUAUUGGUCAACGUUUUACACUAUUUCAAAUAGUGAGAAAAUCUUUCAAAAUUCUACACAGGACGCUUGCACCACGCAACCACUAAGGCAAAGCAAUCGUCAACGUCUUAUCCACAAAGCAAAAAUGAAAUCAUUACGUAUAUCUGUAGUAAUAAUAAUCGCAUUUUUAGUAUGUUGGACGCCGUAUUAUGUUAUGAUGGUUAUUUUUAUGUUUUGGAAUCCCGAUAUAAGGUUGGGUGAGGAUCUACAGUCAGCAAUAUUCUUUUUUGGAAUGUCGAAUAGUCUAAUAAAUCCUUUGAUCUAUGGUGCUUUCCACCUAUGUCCGACCAAAAGGACUAUUAAAAAAAACCGCAACAAUGACUUAAAUAAUUUCACUUUUAGACGUGAUUUGCAGAGAACAUCCUCCAUGUUGACGGCAGUUGACUGUAAUGGGCGCACAGUGCAAACGUAUCGUCAAACUUACUUCUGUCGAAUUAUUAGUGGUGAUAAAAAAUAGGACCUUAGCGGAGCGAAGGCUUUAAUUAAUAAAAACAUCGAAGAAAUAGCUGGAGGUGUUUGGCACUGCAUUUAAAGAGCACCAUAUUUCUAUCGGGGCGUAAAAUGAAGCCGAGUUCAUUUUCAUUUAACGAUUUACAAGACUGGUUUAAAACAUAAUAAUUCAUUUUUAAGCUUAAAUAAAUAAUUUUUUUAUAUUGAAUUAAAAAAACAGAUUCUGAAAGUAUUUUAAGUCUCAAUCUAUCUUCGCAUUUACCGGACUUAAAUAAAGUAAGAAUUAUUUAUUUUGUUCACACACAGAAAUAACUUUGGAAGAGUUUUUCCGUUGCGUUUCGCUUCAUUCCAUUUGGAAAUC
Molecule: messenger RNA, 1892 nt
Organism: Glossina fuscipes
Lineage: Eukaryota; Metazoa; Arthropoda; Insecta; Diptera; Glossinidae
Product: gonadotropin-releasing hormone II receptor
Biological process (GO): neuropeptide signaling pathway
Cellular component (GO): membrane
Molecular function (GO): corazonin receptor activity
Source: RefSeq, a predicted model, not a curated record